AUGCUUUUUCAAAACAUUUUAAUCGGUCUUUCUUUGACUAUUGCCGCUACGGCAGCUCCUUCUGCUAAAUCAGGCUCACAAUUAUUCUCUUACGCCUUGUCUGAUUGCACUGUAGAAUUAGGAAUUGUGAGAGAUUUACCAAACGAUGGCGUCCAAGGAACACCAUGUCAAACAUUCAAGGCUUUAUAUCGUACUGACGAUACAAGAUAUCGUAAUUUGGCUCAAUCUGUAAAAACUAUCAAUAUUCAAUCAGGCUGCACUGCUUACGUUUAUAGUGGUCCAUAUUGCCCAGACAAUCAAGUUACUCUCAAAGUUGAUGGUUUGACUUCAGGCGAACAAUGUCAUGAACUCGAAGAUUUAGCCGAAAGUGUCAAGGUUGUCUGCCAUUAA
Messenger RNA from Meira miltonrushii, 390 nucleotides. RefSeq lists its product as uncharacterized. The coding region runs from base 1 to 390 and encodes 129 amino acids. The record is from RefSeq and is a predicted model, not a curated record. Lineage: Eukaryota; Fungi; Basidiomycota; Exobasidiomycetes; Exobasidiales; Brachybasidiaceae. The transcript has a single exon.